This is a messenger RNA of Acipenser ruthenus (sterlet), 3264 nucleotides long. Its product is annotated as mitogen-activated protein kinase kinase kinase kinase 5-like. Gene Ontology annotation, biological process: protein phosphorylation. The coding region runs from base 135 to 2867 and encodes 910 amino acids. The record is from RefSeq and is a predicted model, not a curated record. Gene Ontology annotation, molecular function: MAP kinase kinase kinase kinase activity; ATP binding. The transcript has 32 exons. NCBI's taxonomy places the organism in Eukaryota, Metazoa, Chordata, Actinopteri, Acipenseriformes, Acipenseridae.
GAGACAGAGAGAGACAGAGAGAGAGAGAGACACUCUCAGUGACGUGCUUCACAUUGCAGUGACACAGUGUCACUAUAGUCCCUCUCGUGGUCCAGUCCAGUCCGGUACCAGUUCAGUACCAUGCCAGCACAGUGAUGGACCCUCAGAACCGAGCCGCCCUCGACAUCUCCACCCGAAACCCGCAGGAUGACUUUGAGAUCCUGCAUCGUCUGGGAGGAGGCACCUACGGGGAGGUGUACAAGGCACGGAAUAAGCAGACUGGCGACAUGACAGCAAUCAAAAUCAUCAAGACAGAACCAGAAGACGAUUUCUCUGUGAUCCAGCAGGAGAUUGUGAUGGUGAAGAGCUGCAAGCACCACAACAUCGUGGCGUACUUCGGCAGCUACAUACAGUCCAAUAAGCUGUGGAUUUGUAUGGAGUACUGCGGAGGAGGGUCUCUGCAAGACGUCUACAACGUGACUGGCCCCCUCACAGAGCUGCAGAUUGCCUAUGUGUGCAGAGAGAUGCUGAAGGGUCUGGACUACUUGCACAACCAGAAAAAGAUUCACAGAGACAUCAAGGGAGCCAACAUCCUCCUGAAUGACCUGGGAGAGGUCAAGCUGGCUGAUUUCGGGAUCUCUGCGCAGAUCACUGCCACCUUCGCACGGCGCAUGUCUUUUAUUGGGACACCGUACUGGAUGGCGCCGGAGGUGGCAGCGGUGGAGAUUAAGGGGGGCUACAAUGAGCUGUGUGACGUCUGGUCGGUGGGGAUCACUGCCAUCGAGCUGGCCGAGCUGCAGCCCCCCCUGUUCGAUGUUCACCCCCUCCGAGUCCUGUUCCUGAUGUCAAAGAGCGGCUACCAGCCUCCCAAACUGAAGGACAAAGCAAAAUGGUCCUCCAUGUUUCAUAACUUUAUUAAAAUGAUGCUGAUCAGGAACCCCAAGAAGAGGCCCAGUGCCUGCAAGAUGCUGACACACCAGUUUGUCUCCCAGUCCGGUCUGAGCCGCACCCUCACCACUGAGCUACUGGAGAAGCUGCGGAACCCGGAGAAGCUGCAGAGCUGCCUGGGGGAGGGCGAGGAGGGCGAGGAGGGCGAGUUUCUGCCCGGGUUCCUGAGACGAAUCCACUCCACAAACCGACACAACAAGGCAGAGAGAACCAGUUCAGACAUCCGCUUGCAACAGAUUGAGAUCAAACAGCCGGCCAGGAGAGAGAGGCCCUCCCGAGACGGUCCGGUAAAUAACCGUCACUGCCCUCGCACGCCCUGCCUGCCUACAGCCUGCGCUCCCAUCUCCACAGAACAUUACACACAGCUACAAACACAGUUUACCAUGAAGCAGAGCGAGGCUGGAAAGCCCCCGGCAGUGAUCAGCAUGGAGCCUGUCAGGACCAGCAGAGAUGACAUCACAGAUUCAGAUGACGACGACGAUGACUAUGAUGACGUUGACAUCCCCAGCAAUUACGAUAACAGUAACACGCUACAGGCUGACGAUGUCCCGCCCCCGUUGCCUCCCAAGCCCAAGUUCCGGAGCGGCUCGGAGGAGAGUUCCGCGGGGGAAGACGAUCACGGUCGCACAGGAAGCUCCCUCUACAGCCCCUCCCCCAUCCUGCGCUGCUCCAGCGGCCCCCGGACCCGGCCUACCCCCCGCCCGCGCACCGUCAGAAACGUCAACUCGGACCCCACACAGAGGCCCAGCCGACACUGCGGAAGAUCGGAGGACCCCCAGCCCCCCCUCCUGCCCCCCAAGAAUGACAAGAAGCUGAAGCCGACCCCCGCCCUGCCCCCCCAGUCACCCGUCCCCCCGCAGCAACAGGGUCCUGUGGAAUGCAAGAGCCCUGAAUUCACGAGAACCCCGGUAUUCCUGAAGAAGGUGUUUAACGGCUGUCCUCUGAGAAUCAACAGCUGCACCACCUGGGACCACUGCACUACUAAAGAUCCUCAGCUGAUAUUCGGGGCGGAGGAGGGCAUCUUCACUUUGAACCUCAGCGAGCAGGAGGCCACUCUGGAGCUGCUGUAUGCAGGCAGGUGUACCUGGGUCUACUCCAUCAGCAAUGUCCUCAUGUCAAUAUCAGGCAAGGCCUCCCAGCUCCACUCACACUCCCUGAAGGAGCUGUACGAGCAAGCAGGCAAAGUGCUGCCCACACACAGGCUGCUGCCCAGGAAGUUUUCAGUGACCAGUAAGAUCCCAGACACCAAAGGCUGCCGGGCGUGUUCUGUAGCUCAUAAUAGGCAGAAUAGCUGCAGUUUCCUGUGCUGUGCUCUGGAGUCCAGUGUGGUUCUGCUGCAGUGGUAUGAGCCCAUGCACAAGUUCAUGCUGAUAAAGCACUUUGACUUCCCCCUGCCCACCCCUCUGCGUGUGUUUGAGAUGCUGGUGGUCCCGGAUCAGGAGUACCCCCUGGUCUGCAUCGGGCUCAGCAAGGGCUCCGGGCCGGGGAAGGACGUGCAGUUUGAGAACAUCAACCUCAACUCUGCCACCUCCUGGUUCACUCGCAGCAGUGCAGAGAGCACCAGUACAGAUCCAGUUCAGGUAUCUCAACUGGACUGCAGCACACUACUAGUCCUGGUUCACAAGCAUGUGAUGCUGGUAAACCUGCAGGGGGCAGUGAAGAGUCAGAGGAAGCAGCUGUCUGAAGUCUCUUACUCCUUCGCUGUGGAGUCAGUGGUGUAUUUUGAGGACAGCAUCCUGGCUCUGUGGAAGCACGGCUGGCAGAGGAGAGACGUCCGUUUCUCGGAGGUGCUGCAGAACUGGACAGAAACCAGCAAGACAUUCAGACUGGUCCACUCGGAUAGGAUGGUGGUGGUGGAGACAAGACCGACAGAAGAUCAGUUCGCCCACAGCAACCUCUACGUCCUGGAGAUCGCAGAAAACAUCGUCCCAGCGCUGUGAACCAGUACUCCCAGUGUGCACUCACACACACACACCAAAGAGAACACUGAGACACUCACAGACAGACAAAUCAAUGUAAACCCACAUCAGUGUGGACUCUGACACACACACACACAGCACUGAGAGACUCACGCUCUCUCACUGUAUCAAACUGGCUUCUCAUUGCAUCGAAGGGAAAGGCCAGGGCUGCAAACCACAGGGUUCAAAAACAAACGCCUGGCCGUGCAAGCAGAGAGCAGUGAGGUAGAGAGAUAGAGACAGAGCUGUGAAGAGAAAUGCUGUACUUGUCUGCGUCGGUUUGUAAAAGUUUCCCUUCCCUGUCCUGUACCCUAACGUCUGUGUCACAAUCUUAAAAUGCUUUUGUUUUAAGUAAAUAAAUAAUUUAUAAAAUGUUUCA